Molecule: messenger RNA, 6647 nt
Organism: Pangasianodon hypophthalmus (striped catfish)
Lineage: Eukaryota; Metazoa; Chordata; Actinopteri; Siluriformes; Pangasiidae
Gene: itga7
Product: integrin, alpha 7
Exons: 25
Coding region: 183-3539 (1118 amino acids)
Biological process (GO): cell adhesion mediated by integrin; cell-cell adhesion; cell-matrix adhesion
Cellular component (GO): integrin complex; external side of plasma membrane
Molecular function (GO): integrin binding
Source: RefSeq, a predicted model, not a curated record
ACACACACACACACACCCUGUCCCGCUCUCACACUCAGCUCAGACUGACAGCAGCGAGUGGAGGCGCAGACACACUGCGGGACGGGACCGAGGAACCAGGAUCUCGCUGAGGAUUUUAGGACGCUGCUUUAGUGUGUGUGUGUGUGUGUCCUGGUUUGUGUGUGUGCGUGUGUGUGUUAGUGAUGGCACUCCAGCUUACACUCCCGGUGUGUGUGUUCAUGCUGUUGUGCUCAUGUGUGUGUGGCUUUAACCUGGAGACCACUGACACGCUGAGCAAAGAGGGAGAACACGGCAGCUUCUUCGGCUUCUCACUCGCCCUCCACACACAGACCACCCCCCAUCACCAGAGCUGGAUCCUAGUGGGGGCGCCGCGAGCUCGAGGUCUCGGUCACCUGCGUCACACUCACACAGGUGCGCUGUAUCGCUGUCCAAUCACAGCCGAGGAGUUUGACUGUGAGCGAGUCGACAUCGAUGGAGACGUGAGUUUGGACAGAGAGAGUAAAGACAAUCAGUGGCUCGGUGUGACGGUGAAGAGUCAAGGCAUCGGAGGAAAAGUCGUGACGUGCGCUCACCUUUACGAACUCCGUCAGCGCGUUAAUCAGGUGUCUGAAACUCGCGAUCCGAUUGGCCGAUGCUACGUGCUGAGUGAAGACCUGAGUGAGAGAGAUGACCUGGACGGAGGAGAAUGGAAGUUCUGUGAAGGUCGUCCUCAAGGUCACGAGCAAUUUGGUUUCUGUCAGCAGGGACUAGCAGCAAGCUUCACCCCCGAUAAUAACUACAUCCUGUUCGGAGCGCCGGGAACCUACAACUGGAAAGGUGAGAUGCGCGUUCAGCUGCUCAACCAAACGGUGUUGGAUUUGGGUUACUAUGACGACGGGCCAUAUGAAGUGGCGGAUGAGAAACAGUUAAAUGCUGCGUUAAUUCCUCUUCCAUAUCACAGCUACCUGGGUUUUUCGGUGGACUCGGCUAAAGGAGUGAUGCAGCACUCGGAGCUAACGUUCGUAGCCGGAGCUCCUCGUGCUAAUCACACUGGCGCCGUGGUGCUGCUGAAGAAGGACAGCACGUACCGCCUCGUCCCCGAGUUCAUCCUGUGGGGGGAGGAGCUAGCGUCCUCGUUUGGAUACUCCGUCUCUACCACAGACCUUAACCAGGACGGGUGGACGGAUAUAAUCGUGGGAGCGCCGAACUUCUUUGACCGUAAGGCGGAGAUCGGGGGGGCGGUGUACGUGUUCCUGAACCCCGCCGGUCACUGGGAGGAGGCGCGGCCCAUCCGCCUCAACGGAACCUACGACUCCAUGUUCGGCAUGACGGUGAGCGCCGCGGGAGACCUCGACCUCGACGGAUACGCAGAUUUUGCGGUUGGUGCUCCGUUUGAUGGACAGGGUAAAGUUUUUAUUUUCAGAGGUUCAGCUGAAGGAAUCGACACUAAACCAUCUCAGGUUCUGGACGGAUUAAAUGCAGGAGUGUCCCGUUUCGGUUACUCCAUAUCCGGAGGUUUGGAUAUUGAUGGGAAUCUGUACCCGGACCUGGCGGUCGGAUCCCUCAGUGACCAGGUGGUUCUGUUCAGGUCACGGCCGGUGAUCCAUGUGAACAGGGACAUUUCAGUGGAGCCGCAGCACAUCGACCUGACGCAGCACAACUGUAAGGGCCGAGACGGCGUGUGUGUGGAGGUGAAGGCCUGUUACAGCUACAGAGCUCAGCCCGAGUCUUACUCACCUUACAUCACUCUCGGGGUUCACUUCGAGGCGGACACUGAGCGCAGGAAGUCGGGGCUGCAGCACAGAGUUCAGUUCCUGGGUCGAAGGUCAUCUGAGCCUGAAUACAUUCAUUCAGAAGAGCUCGAGCUGAGAGGCCAAAAUCAACCAGCCUGCCAGACGGCCACCUUCAUACUGCAGGAGGGCGUCAGAGAUAAACUGCGUCCGGUGUCUCUCGCUAUCACACACACCGUAAAGAGGACGCGGCACGACGGACGCGGCGGCGAUCACACGCACCAGCGUCUGGGCCGACUGACCCCCGCGCUGAGUCUCACCCCCCCUAACACACUCCACUCCGAGGUGAACUUUAUCAGAGAGGGCUGCGGUGAUGACAACAUCUGCCAAAGUAACCUGAAACUGAACUACAGAUUUGGGACACGACCCUCAAUUUCAGAUCUCUUCACUGCUUUACCAAUAGGGGAGGAUGGUGUGCCCGUGUUUUCUCUUUCUGAUCAGAGGUCAGUGGUUUUGGAGGUGACAGUGACGAACACGCCCUCUGAACCCGCCCACCCCGAGGAGGAUGGAGACGAUGCUCACGCUGCUCAGCUCACACUCACACUGCCACACACACUCACCUACUCUGGGGUCAGGGGUCAGGUGGUGUGUGAGGCGAAUCAGAAUGGCUCCCAGGCAGAGUGUGAGCUCGGAAAUCCACUAAAGAGAGAUGCUGUGUUGACGUUCUACGUUAUUUUGAGCACCUCAGGCAUCACCGUGGAAACCACCUCUUUAUCAGUCGACCUGCAGGUGUCCACGAUCAGUGAGCAGCUCCACCUGUCUCCUGUUACAGCUCUCGCUCGAGUAGUGAUCGAACUUCCUCUCACUGUCAGCGGAGUGGCUCGUCCUCAUCAGCUGUUCUUCAGUGGGACGGUUCGAGGUGAGAGUGCGAUGGAGACACUGGAGCAAACAGGAAGUGAAGUGGAGUUCGAGUUCACUGUGUCUAACAGCGGUCAGUCCCUGCAGACUCUCGGCUCGGCGUUUCUCAACAUCAUGUGGCCUCACGAGCUGACGAAUGAAAAAUGGCUGCUUUACCCGACGAGUUUACACUCGGACCGUCCACACACACACUGCACACACCGCUCUGCACUCAACACACUCGGCCUCAAACACACACUUCAUACACACCACACACACACACAGCAGCUCCAGGUUAGGAAGACUCGCUCGUAUCCUGAGGAUGACGGACAAGAGCCGGUGAAGAACAGCAUAUACGACAACACACCAGCCGUCGCUGCUAACGAGAGACGCAAAUCCCUCAAACUGGACUGUGCGUUAGGCUCGGCGAGGUGUGUGGUGUUUCAGUGUGCGCUGCAGAAUUUCUCCGGUUCUGCAAAGUUCACAAUCAAAGCUCGUCUCUGGAACAGCACAUUUAUAGAGGAGUUUUCGGCGGUCAGUGUGUUGGAGGUAUUGGUCAGAGCGAACAUCUCAGUGAAGUCUAGCAUAAAACAUCUGGUGCUGAGAGACGCUGCUGCACAGGUAUCAGUGAUGGUGUAUCCUGAGCUGAGUGUGUUGGAUCAGUCGUGGGUUCCAUGGUGGAUUAUCCUGAUCGCUAUAUUAGCUGGAGUGAUCGUCCUCGCUGUGAUCGUCUGCAUCCUGUGGAAGUUUGGUUUUUUCCGGAGGUCUCCGUAUAAGGACAGCGUUCCUCAAUAUCAUGCAGUGAGAAUCCGGCAACAGGAACGUUCUCACCUCCACCCUGACCUCCAGCCUGAAAAACUCCUCAAACCUGAAAAACCUCCCACAUCACACAUCAAACAGUGGAGGACACGGUGGAGCGACGGCACACACUGACACUCACUCACACACCCACACACACACACACACACACACACACACACACACACACACACACACACACAGAGUUACUUCAGCAUGUGCUAAUAAUCAGUUAAAUGUUUUGAAACACAACAGCAUUAUAGUAGAGACUUAGGAGGCUGCCUACUUAGGGAACAGGAACAGGGCAUGUCUUUAUGGUCUAUCUGUGGAAAAGGGCGUGUCUUUAUGGUCUAUCUGGGGAAAAGGGCGUGUCUUUAUGGAAUAUGGGCAUAUGUUUGAAUCCAUAUAUGGAAAUCGUGGCAGUGAGUAUGUAGGGAAUGUGCGUGUGUCUUUUGCAUGUAUAUAGAAAUGAGAGGAUUGAAGAAAAGGCCUUUAUUCAUCACACAUACAUUACAGUACAGUGAAAUGCUUUUCUUCACAUAUCCCAGCUUUUUGAAAGUUGGGGUCAGAGGUCAGGGUCAGCCACGACAGUGCACCUGGAGCAGAGAGGGUUAAGGGCCUUGCUCAAGGGCCCAAUAGUGGCAGCUUGGCGGUGCUGGGGCUUAAACCCCAACCUUCUGAUCAGUAACGCAGAGUCGUUAGCCACCACUGGCCCUGCCCCACUGCUGAGUGGGCGUGUCUUUAAGGCCAUAAAAAGGAGGAUGUGUCCUUAGGUGACAAUAUGUGAGCGUCUUCAAGUAUGAAACUGUAAGAAAGUAGGAAAGUCAUUAGCAUUCUAUAUGUGUAUAUGUUUUUUUUUUAAAGAUUUUAGAUAGUUAGCAAAAAUGAUGUGAUUGCUAAGAAAACAUCCGAAUACAAUCAUGAAAUCACUUUUGUGUGCUGAAUAAGAAUGUUUAUGGGGCAUGUCUUUGUAUUUAUAUAUGAGCGAGAUGGACACACCCACUUUUCCACAGACAAACCCUCCUCCUUACUUUGGACAAAAGUGAAAAAGCAUCUUCUGGAAAUCCUAUAAUUCUGUUAAAGUCUGCAAAGAAAUGUCUCAGAUACAAAACUGAAAAAAAAAAUCAUAAACUGUGAUCAAAUCUAAUAUUAGCUUGUGGCUGCUUUUACAUUCAACUGGUAGCAAUAAAUGCUGUAUGUUCAAGGGCAAAACACACACACACACACACACACACACACACACACUAUAAAUGUAUAUCUAUGCUGCUGAGUGGCACAUUCUUUUUUUAUUAGCUUAAUUUUAAUCUAAUCUAAACAUGCUAAGUUAGCUAACAUGCUAGGAACACUUGAGCUUAUACUAUAACACUUGAGAUUCUUCUGUAGCCUUAUCUAGAACAAUUCAGAUAAUUUCAAUUCAACAAUUCAGGUGCCCUCUAGUGGGCAAACGUGAGAAUAUUUUCACUAAUUAAGCGUUCCUGAAGAUUUUUUCAGGAAAUAAAUGUCUGCUGCGUGACGUUCCUGAUGUUUUGUUUCUCUGUUAAAUCAAUGUUUAAGGUUUCAGACUUAGUCAUAAUUUGUUCACAUUAUUAUUUUUUUUAUGAAUUUUCACAGUUGCUCAAAUCACUAUGUCUUUUUAGACAUUGGUUCUUUAAUUCUUUACUGUAUAAAUAUAAAAAAAGACGAGCUGCAGGUUUCAGAAACUCUUCUUUAAAGGAAGCUUCAGUAGUUUGUGUGUUAUUUGUCAUUUCUGAUGCAAGUGCCUUACAGGAACAUCACUGAGUUUAUUUACCAGCUGUUUUACACAUACUUCAAAAUAAAAUUUAAAAUAAAUAAAUAGAUGAUUUCUUCAGUUAGAGCAGAAAACUGCAGCAUGGCGUAGUAAUUAACAAACUAAACGAUAUAACGAUGUUCAUGUGACUCACUUUGGUGAUGUGAUUUUAUCAAACUUCCUGCUCAAGUGAAUUAAACUAACGUGAUUUUAAAAGAUUUGACUCGACUCUGUGUCACUUUAAUGAUUCAGGUUGUUACUGUUUAAAUGAAUCAGUGAGACUUUUUAAUUUGAUUGAUUUGAUUCUUUUAAACCACUGAUUCUCUUAAUUUGUCAUUUUUACUCGUGUUAUUGAUUAAGUUUUUGCCAGCUACCAAUUUAAUGUACGUUUUGAUUCCAAUUCAAUUCAAUUAAAUUAAAAUGUCAAUUAAAUAAUUUGACUCCUUUUGAUUGACUGUAAGUGAAUCAAACUGUAGAAGUUUUAAUUCAUUUGAUUCUAUGUUGCAAUUAAAUUUAAUUUUUUGAGUAAAUUAAGUAUAUAUUUGACUUACCAAUGCAACUCAUUUUAUUAAAUCUUUCUAAAUCACCCAUGCAAAUGAACGUUUAUUGUGCUUUAAUUAUUUAUUAUUUAAUUAUUUAUUACAACUAACUAAAAAAGUAUAAUUUUUGCUUUUAGUGUGUAAAAUAACUUGAAAAUUUAUUCUUCUGAUUCAUUUCAUAAGGAGUUGCUGAAAGAAAGGCUAGUUGAUGAGUCACUCGUGCUGCGGUUAUUCUGCUGCUGUGGGCUGAUGUUUGGUUCUAAUGAGGAAUAUUUCAUUUAAACACAACUUUAACAUUCAUGCAACUGUUUCUCACCUGAAGCCUCAUAAAUAACUGCUGCAUUAUUUUAUCCAAAGGUCACCUGCUGAUUUAUAUUUAAAGUAGUUAAAAAUGACACACACACACACACACACACACACACACACAGAGGAAGUGUGUAUAAUUAUAAUAAUGUGUGGAAUGAAGUAAGACUCUGUGCAUGAUUAUUGCUGGACAAUCUGAUAUUAAAUCUGAUAUUAAAUCUGAUAUUAAAUCUGAUGUUAAAUCUGAUAUUAAAUCUGAUGUUAAAUCUGAUAUUAAAUCUGAUAUUAAAUCUGAUAUUAAAUCUGGUGUUAAAUCUGAUAUUAAAUCUGAUAUUAAAUCUGAUGUUAAAUCUGAUAUUAAAUCUGAUGUUAAAUCUGAUAUUAAAUCUGAUAUUAAAUCUGAUAUUAAAUCUGAUAUUAAAUCUGGUGUUAAAUCUGAUAUUAAAUCUGAUAUUAAAUCUGGUGUUAAAUCUGGUGUUAAAUCUGGUGUUAAAUCUGGUGUUAAAUCUGAUAUUAAAAGCAUGAAACACUGAUUUUCUCUUUUGGUCAUGUGACCUGCCGAUUAUAUUCAUGUUACUGUAAAUUUAUAAAAAACUGUAUCAUAAAGGAUGAGUGAAAGAUUAGUGAAUGUUA